Molecule: messenger RNA, 800 nt
Organism: Schizosaccharomyces cryophilus OY26
Lineage: Eukaryota; Fungi; Ascomycota; Schizosaccharomycetes; Schizosaccharomycetales; Schizosaccharomycetaceae
Exons: 1
Coding region: 388-765 (125 amino acids)
Source: RefSeq, a predicted model, not a curated record
AAAUAAACAAACAUGGCGAAAAAGCAAGAUUGUAAUUCUUGCUUGACGAUAAGUUUUAUAUCGUAGAGGAAGUUGAAGGAGAGACAUUGGUAGUCAUGUAGAUUAAAAACUCGACAACUGAGUUCCUUGGACUUUUCCAAAGUCCUUCAAAGUCAACAUUCGUGUCUUCAGAGAAGCAAUGGAUGGUAAAACGAUGCAAAGUAGAGUGGGUUAGAGUGAGACAAACUAUUGAAGUCUUCCGAUAUCUGACUUCAUUCUGUUUAAUAUCUAAAAGGGGGCAUGUCACUUAACACUGGAUGAUUUUGUCCCAUAUAUACUUUGCUUUGAAAAUAAUACCUUGCGUCCUAAAUCACCAUUCUAUACCAUCUAUACCAUCCUCAUCAGUAAAUGCAUUUCAAGAAAGCUUUCUUUUUCAUUUCUGCUCAAAUGCUAACAAAAAAAGCAGAAAUUACUUAUAAUGGGCCCAGACUCGAGGAGGUCAGAAAAGACCUAUGUUAUGGCAUAACCCAGCAUUGUAUAACAGAGUCGUUUAAAUAUCCAAAAAUAUUCUUAGAAUUCCUUGCGAAGAUAAACUCCAAUUGGUCGUUUUCAUGCAUCAACCUCUCUUGUAACUGCUGUUAUAAGCUUCCUGAAAGUCAGCAGACUUUUAAUCACACACUAAUAUAUCUUUCCACGACAAAGUCGCUCCUCUUUCCAUUGUCAACUUGUGCUCAAGGUGUGAAAUGCUUCAGGCAUCACAAACUAACUAGCUCCUGCAUAGAUUAAUGGAAUUUUUUAAGCUCAAGAAACAUAUAAAAAUU